UAUCCCACUGAGGAAAAUUUGCUGUUGUUGAGUCACCGGGAAAACCGUUACUCGACCCAGGGCGCUCUGAUCGGGAUCCGAACGGUUUAGUUCUUCAUUUCUUCACUCGGUCUUUCUGUCUUUGCACCAUCCAGGUACUCUCGUUCGGGAUUGAGAUGUUACACCUUCGGUCAACGGUAGCACUCAGGGAGUUACUUCAAACCCCGCUGAAGCGUCCGUUGACAGGUAGAGUCGGCGUGAAAGCGGCACCUGCAGCCUGCUUCAGCAGCGUUGGCUCGUAUUGGAGGUCGCCGGGCAGGAGGACGUUUGCCGGGUGGAGAGCCCCGUCGCACUUCGCCAGGAGGCACGGCGUGAGAGGCUUUUGCUCCAAAGGUGACGGCCACAAUGAAGCCGCCAAGGACUCUUCAGCAGACAAGAAGGCAGGCAUCCUGCCCAGCCUGGAGGACCUGCUCUUCUACACCAUCGCAGAGGGCCAGGAAAAAAUCCCUGCACACAAAUUCACCACAGCUCUUAAAGCCACGGGGCUUCGCACAGGAGACCCUCGGCUCAAAGAAUGUAUGGAAAUGCUGAAGGUGACUCUGAAGACGACCUCUGACGGCGCGCUGGACCGACACCUCUUCAAAAAAUGUGUCCAGAGCAACAUCGUCCUGCUCACCCAGGCCUUCAGGAAGAAGUUUGUCAUCCCAGACUUCCAGUCCUUCUGCACCCACAUCGACGACCUCUACGAAACCGCCAAAAACAUGUCGGGAGGGCAGGUGGCCGACUACAUCCCCCAGCUGGCCCGCUUCAGCCCAGACCUGUGGGGCGUCGCCCUGUGCACCGUGGAUGGCCAGAGGUACACUGCCGGUGACACCAAGGUCCCCUUCUGUCUGCAGUCUUGCGUCAAGCCGCUGAAAUACGCCAUCGCCGUUCACGACCACGGCACCGAGUACGUGCACCGCUUCAUCGGCAAAGAGCCCAGCGGUCUGCGAUUCAACAAGCUCUUCCUGAACGAGGACGAUAAGCCACACAACCCCAUGGUUAACGCCGGCGCUAUCGUCUGUACGUCCCUCAUUAAGCAAGGGGCGAGCAACGCGGAAAAGUUUGAUUACGUCAUGAACUUCAUGAACAAACUGGCGGGAAACGAGUACGUGGGCUUCAGCAAUGCCACGUUCCAGUCGGAGCGAGAGUCCGGAGACAGAAACUUUGCCAUCGGCUACUACCUGAAGGAGAAGAAGUGUUUUCCAGAGGGCACAGACAUGACCUCCAUCCUCGACUUCUACUUCCAGUUGUGCUCCAUCGAGGUGACCUGUGAGAGCGCCAGCGUGAUGGCGGCGACUCUGGCCAACGGCGGCUUCUGUCCGAUCACGGGCGAGCGCGUGCUGAGCCCGGAGGCGGUGCGAAACACUCUGAGCCUGAUGCAUUCCUGCGGCAUGUACGACUUCUCCGGGCAGUUCGCUUUCCACGUCGGUCUCCCAGCUAAAUCCGGCGUCGCUGGCGGGAUCCUGCUGGUCGUCCCAAACGUGAUGGGCAUCAUGUGCUGGUCUCCUCCGCUCGACAAGCUGGGCAACAGCGUCAGAGGCAUCCAGUUCUGCACGGACCUGGUUUCUCUGUGUAACUUUCACAACUACGACAACCUGAGACACUUUGCCAAGAAACUGGAUCCUCGCAGGGAGGGAGGAGACCAGAGGGUGAAGUCGGUGAUCAACCUGCUGUUUGCUGCUUACACCGGAGACGUCUCAGCCCUGAGGAGGUUUGCGCUGUCCUCCAUGGACAUGGAGCAGAGGGACUACGACUCCAGGACGGCCCUGCACGUGGCAGCUGCUGAAGGACACGCCGAGGUGGUCCGCUUCCUGCUGGAGGCCUGUAAGGUGAACCCAGUUCCCAGAGACAGGUGGGGAAACACACCGAUGGACGAGGCGGUCCACUUCGGCCACCACGACGUGGUGACCAUCCUCCGCGAUUACCACACCCAGUACAGCCCUCAGGAGGCCACCGCCGACAAGCAGAACGCAGAGAAGAACCUGGACGGGAUGCUGUGACGGGAAGCGGCCGAAGAACAGAAGCUGGGUGGUGGUGUGUUCAGGGACUGGACGCUCAGUUUGCACCUGAGCUAAGGAAACGAAGUUCAGUUGAGCAGGACACAGUGAAGACCGUGAAAUCAACCCUAAAAUGUACAGCAGAAAAAUAUUAGAGUUCCCUUAAACGCAGCGCAGCCACCGUCCCUCCAGUGUAAAAGCUCCUCAUCGUGCUGUUAGAUGUUGUCGGUUUUUCUGUGUACUUUCUCCACUUCUCCUCCUGUAUUUGUCACCCGUUUUGUAGCUUUGUAGGUGGCCACCAGCCGCCAGGUGAAUGCUGGGUAAUUUCAGCUGCGGCUCAUAAGUAAGUGGACUCUUUACUUUAAAAGGUUUUUUUAUUCUGAAAAGCAGUGACAACAGGAAGGUGUCAUUUGGCGUUGAGCAGGUGUUACACAUCUUCCUCAUCCUCACAUGGUGGAAUGUAUCUUCCCCCCAGACACUUUGGUGUGUGUGUGUGUGAUGUUUAUUUAACAUAAGGUGUUCAGUGACAUAGUGUGUGUGUGUGUGUGUGUGUGUGUUCAUACUGUAAAUGCGUACAGGUGUACUGUACAGGUGUAGUCAGUCAGCUCUCACUGAAACUGAGAGAUUCACAUGUUUGAUUAUGUAAACUUAAAUAUUCAGCCUCCAAAGGUGACUGUGGGUUUAAAGUAUUUUCUUUUGCU
Molecule: messenger RNA, 2719 nt
Organism: Scatophagus argus
Lineage: Eukaryota; Metazoa; Chordata; Actinopteri; Scatophagidae
Product: glutaminase kidney isoform, mitochondrial-like
Exons: 18
Coding region: 156-2021 (621 amino acids)
Biological process (GO): L-glutamine catabolic process
Molecular function (GO): protein binding; glutaminase activity
Source: RefSeq, a predicted model, not a curated record